AUGACCGGCCCUCGAACCAAGCGCCAAUUCGCCGGCGCAUCAGCCGAUCCAUCCCAGCGCCAAAUCACAACCUACUUUGCCAACUCCUCGACACCACCUUCCGACCACCCGUCCUCGUCCCUCGCUCGCCACGCCACCAGUUCCGCGGCCGCCGCGCAAGCAUCCCUCCCCGCCUCCACGCAGUCGAGCCUCCUCAACGUCGGCAUGCGCAUCCGCAAGUCCGUGCCCGAGGGCUACAAGACGGGCAGCACCUACAGCGGGUUCAAGCUCUGGGACGAGCGCGAAGAUACCACCAUGGCCGUCCAGAGGCGGCGAAAGGCGGCCACGGGCACCGUCGUCCACCGGGAGCUCAUGCCGUUUUGCGGCAUCCACAGCGUUGGAGGAAUCUCGUCGCAGCCCGCCUUUGCGCCCGAGCUCGACAACGUGCCCGGUCUCACGUCCUCCCAGGAGAGUGUGGAGAGCAUCUUUGACGAGGACGUCGGCAACGCCAAGAAGAGGUUCUACGCUGAUGAGGCGGAUGAGGAGGAACUUCAGCUCCCCUGCGGCUCUUUGGAUCGGCUACUCACCAGCCCGGACGUGGACCAGGAGAACAUGGCUGUCGACGAUUUUGAGGAGGCAGCCUUCCUCGACGCCGCUGUCUUUAGUCCGGAGAUGGACAUCUGA
Molecule: messenger RNA, 663 nt
Organism: Parascedosporium putredinis
Lineage: Eukaryota; Fungi; Ascomycota; Sordariomycetes; Microascales; Microascaceae
Source: the annotation of a GenBank genome assembly